AUGUCUGAUGAGUCAAAAUGUCCUGUAAGUCCAGAAGCCAGACAAGCAUGGUUGGAUGCAAACGCAAACGCAACCGCAACCGCAACCACAACCACAACCACCCUAGACGCCCAUCGUGAAAUAUCCUCCAUCCCCCGUACUGACUCCCACUCAAACUGGAUCUACCCUUCCGAAAAACAAUUCUACGACGCCAUGGUCCGCAAAAAUUGGAACCCUUCUCCACAUGACAUGCAGACCGUCGUCCCCAUCCACAAUUCCGUCAACGAAAGAGUUUGGAAUUACAUUCGUAGAUGGGAAGCCCCCACGAACCAAUCCCUGACCCUCUCCACUUUCAAAGGAAAUUCCAAAAAAUUAACCCCCAGAGCUUGGAUGAGAUACCAUCUCAUGGGUCUAUCAAAACCCUUUGAUAGACAUGAUUGGACCAUAGAUAAUCACGGUGUCCAGUACGAUUAUGUAAUAGACUUCUACGCGGAACAAGAAGGCGUCGUGUUGGAUGUUAGACCCAAGUUGAACAGUUGGCAUGGCUGGGCACUUAGAUUGGCGCGUGCCAUGGGCUUUGGCCGAGCCGAAUAG
Messenger RNA from Henningerozyma blattae CBS 6284, 573 nucleotides. RefSeq names its product cytochrome c1 heme lyase CYT2 (gene CYT2). The record is from RefSeq and is a predicted model, not a curated record. The transcript has a single exon. Gene Ontology annotation, cellular component: mitochondrion. Gene Ontology annotation, biological process: cytochrome c-heme linkage. NCBI's taxonomy places the organism in Eukaryota, Fungi, Ascomycota, Saccharomycetes, Saccharomycetales, Saccharomycetaceae. The coding region runs from base 1 to 573 and encodes 190 amino acids. Gene Ontology annotation, molecular function: holocytochrome-c synthase activity.